CGUAAUGCAGCUCCUGGUCUCAGCCCCGAACUGUACAGAGCAGCACACGAUUAAGCGCCUGGGCUGAUUAGCUAAUGUAGCCACGGUGCACAUGCUCUCUCCACCAGCCAAUAAGCCUCUCCAGCGAAUUGAAUGUCACAUUAUUGUUUCCUUAUUCUUGCAUAGGGCUGUGUCUGGCUGAGAAGUGAAACUAAAGAAAAGUCUGCAGUUGCUUCUCAAGGAGACAGCCUGUGACUCAUUUUGUGAAAUGGCGGCUAAAGCUUCAUUUUUGGAAGAGGAGUUAUGUUGUCCUGUGUGCUAUGAGAUUUUCAAGGACCCCGUCGUCUUGGAGUGCAGUCACAGUUUCUGUAGAGUCUGUUUGCAGCAGUGCUGGGGGGAGAACAGUCCUCGGGAGUGUCCCAUCUGCAGGAGCAAGGCCUCUACAGGCCACCCUCCCGUAAGCUUGGCUUUAAAAAACAUUGUGGAGUCCUACUUAAAGCAGAAGACCGAGUGUGAGGCAGCAGAGGCAAGUGAAGACCAGUGUCCCCUUCACAGAAAGGAACUUCUGUUCUUCUGUGAGGAUGAUUUGCAGCCUCUCUGUAUUGUGUGUCAGACUUCAAAAAAACACAGAAAUCACCAGAUUUGUCCAAUGGAAGAGGCUGUUCCGGAUCUGAAGAAUAAGCUCAUGACUGCACUAAUUCCUAUUAAAAAAAAAUUAGAGAGGUACACUGCAGUUAAACAAGAGUGUGAAAAAAACACAAAACACAUCAGGAAUCAAGCCCAGCACACAGAGAACCAGAUAAAGGCAGAUUUUGAGAAGCUUCACCAAUUUCUACAAGAGGAAGAGGAGACCAGACUAGCUGCACUGAGGGAGGAAGAGGAGCAGAAGUGUCAGUUGAUGAAGGAAAAGAUAGAGAACUUCACACAAGUUAUUUCCACCAUUUCAGACACAAUCAAGGCCAUUGACACAUCCAUAGAGGGUGAAGAUGCUUUCUUCUUAAAGACCUAUAAGGAUGCUAAGAGAAGAGCCCAGUGCACACUGCAGGAUCCAGAGCUGCUCUCAGGGGCACUGAUAGAUGUGGCCAAACACCUGGGCAACCUGAAGUUCAGAGUCUGGGAGAAGAUGCUGGAGAUGGUGCAGUACACCCCUGUGAUUCUGGAUCCCAACACUAUGUCCCCCUGGAUCUGUCUGUCAGAUGAUCUGACCUGUGUGAGGUACACUGAAGUUGAACAACAGAUUCCUGACAACCCAGAGAGGUUUUUCUGUGGCAUAAGGGUAUUGGGCUCAGAGGGGUUUACUUCAGGGAAACACAGCUGGGAGGUGGAGGUGGGGGAAAAACCUACCUGGACUAUAGGAGUGGUGCAAGAAUCCGUCAACAGAAAGGAGGCCCAUGUAUGCAGCCCAAGGACUGGAUUCUGGGUCCUAUUUCUGAGGAACGGUGAUUACUUUGUAUCUGGAGUUACUAACCUCAAACUGAAGAGGAAGCCCCAGAGGAUCAGAGUGGAGCUGGACUAUGACAGGGGGGAGAUGUCCUUCUUUGACCCCAGUGACAUGUCACACAUUUUCACUUUUAAAGGCAAAUUCACUAAAAAAAUCUUCCCAUAUAUCAAUCCCUUCCGAAAUGAUGAUGGCAGAAAUGCUGGGGCCCUGAAGAUCUGUCCAUUGUCUGUAAGAGUGAUGAAAUCCCAGUAAGUCUGCCAUUAAUAAUGAUGCCAUCGCAGUGAGCAUAUGAUUAAUAGUGAUGUCAUCACUGUGAGUGCCUCAUCUCAGUGAAGGUGCCUGUAACUGAUAUGACCUAUUAAAACCAUUGAACUGGAUUGCAUGGGUCUUUGUAGUAAAACUUUAUUCAUCUAGUAGUCUUUUCACACUUGCAGUGUCCUCUUUUACAGCACCUGCUCUCCCUAGUUUCCUUGCAUGUUGCUAUUGCAGUGUUUGCUGUUCCGUAGUUUUAACUGUUCUGUGAGUCUGUGUUUUGUAUCUUGAUAAUCUUGUUUGUAUGUUUCUUGUAUACACUUUGUGAUGUUCUGUCAUGAAUGAUUUUUAUUUCCUUUAUUUGCUGCAAACACAUUUCCCCAAGGGGAUAAUACAAACUUAAUAUCAUUUGA
Molecule: messenger RNA, 2085 nt
Organism: Anguilla rostrata (American eel)
Lineage: Eukaryota; Metazoa; Chordata; Actinopteri; Anguilliformes; Anguillidae
Product: zinc-binding protein A33-like
Exons: 6
Coding region: 248-1672 (474 amino acids)
Biological process (GO): protein ubiquitination
Cellular component (GO): cytoplasm
Molecular function (GO): zinc ion binding; ubiquitin protein ligase activity; protein binding
Source: RefSeq, a predicted model, not a curated record